Messenger RNA from Cadophora gregata, 2114 nucleotides. RefSeq lists its product as uncharacterized. Gene Ontology annotation, biological process: carbohydrate transport; transmembrane transport. The record is from RefSeq and is a predicted model, not a curated record. The coding region runs from base 506 to 2026 and encodes 506 amino acids. The transcript is spliced from 6 exons. Gene Ontology annotation, molecular function: carbohydrate:proton symporter activity. NCBI's taxonomy places the organism in Eukaryota, Fungi, Ascomycota, Leotiomycetes, Helotiales, Ploettnerulaceae. Gene Ontology annotation, cellular component: membrane.
CACAAUGAUGGGGAACGACAGCGCCGGAUAUUCUCACAGACAGAAACUUAAAUGUCCCCCCGACAGCCGCUAGCUCCGGAAUUGCCUCAAUCUCGCUGGUGGACACAACUCCACAAGGAACACCACGAGACAUUCCUCCAGUGCCGUGCACUCCAUGUAUUCCCCGCUCUUUGCCUUUUUGUCUCCCCAUUUAUGCCCUCUCCCCCUAAACUCCACGUCGUGGCAUCCAAUGGCAUUUGGUCUCGUCUAGGAUGCCAAGCACUACCAGCAGGGCUCGGUCCUGUAAAUUCCUCCCCUUUGCUUCCAUUCUCUAGUGUUGUCGAAUUCUCCACUAUUUCGAUACUGCUGUUUCUCCAGGUCCGCAUCCGAUCUUGACUCGCUUCUAGGAUGAAUAAGAUUUUAUAUAAGACCUUCCCACCCCUCACCCGAGAGCGUCGUUUAAUCUGUAGCCAAUCUCCUCUUUCAGCAUACGAACACUUGCCAAUAGGCUCUCCUCUCCUUCAAGAUGGUGUCCAAAAACUCAGUACUCCAGCAUUUCAACAAAUCCUUGACCCUAGCUUGCAUGCUGAUUGCCGUCUCAACAUUCAACUAUGGAUUUGACAAUGCCGGAUUCAAUACUACACAAGCCAUGGACGGCUUUCAACAACAAUUUGGAAGAUACAACUCCGCAACGGGCAAAUACUUCCUCCCACCUUCAUGGUUGUCCCUGUUCAACAGUCUAAAUUACAUUGGAUUUGGAGUGGGUGUUAUGGUAGGAAGUCUGGUCAGUGCUAGAUACGGUAGACGCAUGUGCAUGUUCUCGAUGAGUUGUUACGCACUGGUAACAGCGACAAUUGCCAUCACAUCUACGACUCGCGAGCAGAUCUUGGCUGCUCGAGUUUUAAAUUAUAUUUACGUUGGUAUGGAGCUUGCUGUUGUUCCAGUGUUCCAGUCAGAAAUUGUUCCUGCCCCCGUUCGUGGUUUAGCUGUUGGGUCGUACCAAUUCAGUUUGAUGUUUGGGACCCUUAUUGUGAACUGUGUUUGCCGUGGCACGAGCACAUUGGAGGGAAAUACAGCAUGGAGAAUUCCAAUUGGUCUUUUCUAUCUCGUGCCCACCAUCGUACUUUGCCUGGUCUGGUUUAUACCAGAGUCACCACGUUGGUUGUUGACAAAGGACCGAGUUGAGGAGGCAAAGGCUGCAUUCUACAAAUUCCGGGAAGGGUGCGUUAGCGAUGAAGAAAUUGCUGCCGAGUUCGAAGCACUACAAUUGGCAUUAAGACUCGAGCCCGAACAGGGGAAAUACAUGGAGCUUUUCCAAGGCGUCAACAAGAAGCGAACUGCUAUCGUCGUUGCCAUGAACUUCUUCCAACAAGCCACCGGUCAGGCUUUUGCUUCGACUUAUGGUACAAUCUUCAUCAAGGGUCUUGGCACGAUCAAUCCUUUCAACAUGAGCAUUGUCAUGUCUGUCAUCAAUCUGACUUUAGUCAGCACGGGUCUGUUCCUCAAUGAUCGGAUAGGGCGAAGACCCCUUCUCUUCAUUGGCGCCAGCAUUCAAAUCGCUGCGAUCCUCACUAUGGGUGGUCUCGGCACCGUCUCAAACCCCACAGACGGGCAUAAAAUUGCAAUCGUAGCCAUGCUCAUUGUGUUUUCGGCCGGCUUUGUCUUUGCAUGGGCACCUCUGACUUAUGUCAUCACAACCGAAGUCUCCGCACUCCGCCUUCGUGAUGCUUCUCAGCGUACGGCCUCAAUGGUCAACGUUCUGAUGAAUUUCGCUGUCAACUUUUCCCUCCCAUACUUGCUUUAUGCACCAUACGCCGCCCUGGGAUCAAAAGUCGGAUUCAUAUUUGGUGCGAUUGCAGUUUGUGCUUUGAUUUUUACGUUUUUCUGUGUUCCGGAGUGUAAGGGGAGGACACUGGAGCAGGUAGACAGGAUGUUCAUCGAGGGUGUUCCAUUGAGGCAUUUUGGAAAUCACCAUAUCACCGAUCCAGAAGAGACACUGGAGAAGGGAGAUUUGGGGGUUGAGGUUAAAGCGGUGGAGAAGGUGUAACUUGAUAUCCGGAGCUGUUGGUCAAAAGUGGAUACUCACUUAGAAGUAGCCAGGCAUAUAUUGUAUUCAGAGAAUGUAUCAAGACGCA